Nannospalax galili (Upper Galilee mountains blind mole rat) is the source of this 3628-nucleotide messenger RNA. Its product is annotated as KIAA2012 ortholog. NCBI's taxonomy places the organism in Eukaryota, Metazoa, Chordata, Mammalia, Rodentia, Spalacidae. The record is from RefSeq and is a predicted model, not a curated record. The transcript is spliced from 21 exons. The coding region runs from base 1 to 3306 and encodes 1101 amino acids.
AUGCUCACCCUGUCUCUCCUGAGCCGGGGACAUGGGAAGUUGGUCCAGAACAAACAGAAAUUGGAAGUCUACUUUGAACCAGAGGAUUACUUGAACUGGAAGUCCCCAGAAGACUAUGUCCUAGUCAGUAAACCUCAGGAAGGGGACAGUGCCAGCCAACACUCCUGGAGCCUCUUUCUCCCUAAGACCUUCAGCACAAGAAAGGGGGCCCUGAUCCUCUACUCAGAAGGGUUAGCUGUGUCAGCAUGGACACCCAAAGAGAGGAGGAGAGGUCACAGGAAGAAGCUGGACCUUGAGCUGCACACGCUUCAAGACCUCAAACAAGCCAUCUUAGCAUACGGAAGGAGACAGAGGGAGGAGGACAGAGCUGGGCAACCCUACCUCUACUUCCGAAGUCAGCCAGAGAGCCAGACUCAACGGCAGAUCCAGCCUGGGUAUUCGGCCAAGAGAUACCUUCGAGGUCUCUUGCGGACUUGGCCUCCCGACACCAUGUACAGGCUCCGACGUGCAGGGUGCAUCAAGGAUUCGGCACUGCUCCAGGACAGUCAACUUAGUACACCCAAGAAUCUCAAGCCACUACAGGGUCUUUCAGGUGAACCCCCAAAAUACCAUCUCCUGCCUGUCUUCCCUUCAUUUUGGAUUCAACAAGGAACACCUUACAAACAAGGUCAGCAGGGCUUGGAUGAAGAGGAAGCUGGAGCUAAUGGAUACAUGGACUCUGCAGCCCAGAAUCACAGCAGUCAGGGGACUUACCUGAUGCCACUCAGGAAGAAGCCAUCACAGGAGGAUGAAACUCAGAUAGAGGACACAUUGAUAGAGAAUCACCUCCGCAUUCAUGCUUCAGAGGAAAGUCACAAUGAACAGACACAGCAAGCCUCCGAGAAGGCUCUUGGGCGCGUCUACAUCGGUCACUCUCGGCUCCUGAGUGACAAACCCCACAUCACAUUCUAUGGCGGUGCCUUCCCCAAUAGGAAGGCAGAUCUUAGUGACAAACAAGGGAACAUGAAAUCCCACAAGGCCAGAGGCAGGUGCUUGUCACGGGAGCCUUCUGUUGAAAGAUGCCAUCUCCCUCCUGUGGCAUCUGCCACUAGCUCAGAACAAAAUACCCUUGGGGAAGCAAUGAGGAAAAAGGCACCAAAGGCUCUGAAAUUACCUCCUAUUUCAGAAGAACAACCCAGGGUCCUCAACCCUUUGAGGAGCCAGUUUAAAGCCAAUGAACCCCCAAUAGAGCUCUUCGUCAUCCCGAUGGAGAUUCAUUUCCACACUCCACAGCCCCCAAAAGCAAAGGCCUGUAGAAGAGGUGCUCAGCACCCUGCACCAGAACCAGAACCAGAAGAAACCACACCUUUAUGGCGGCCUCCCCUGAAGCAUAUGUACUUAGGAAGACCAAGGGGGAUAACCGUGCAUCUCCCAGUGGAUAGUGGCCUAAGCACACCGCUGCCUCAAGAUGGUGAUGUCCUGCCUCAGAAGAUGGCCCCACCACUGGGUUUCCUACCUCCAAUAAAAGGAAGGAAAAGUCCAGAGAGCAAGAGGGACCUAAACAGUCCCAAGAUGUCAGGCCACAGCAGCCCCAGGGUUCCCCUGAAUAAGAUGGCACUGCCAGAAGGACCAGAAGAUGCCAGAGAUCCCAUACUGAAGCAUUUCUUGCUGGAUCCAGAUGAAGAGAACAUCUGCCUGUCCCUCCCAGUGUUCCCCAGAACAGAGGUGCUUCCAUUGGGAGAAGCAAACACCGAACUCAAAACCAAUCUUCACAGGAAUCUUUAUGAAACCUCACCUUUGACCCCAGCAACAGAGAAGCAGGAAAGUGGAGAUGAACUUGAUUCUCAUGGAGAACCAGAAGGACCCCAUCAAGGAAAUGAAAACAGCCAAGACCCAGAGCCAAGGAGUGCAGCCUUCACCCACCUCGGCUCUUCCCUGGCUGAGCACAUCCAGACCUCAGAGGCUGACACUGUGGAAGAUAUGGGCAGAGAUUACGGUGUACACCACCUGCACAGAGGACUUCCAAAACCUGAGUCCCCAGAGAAGCCAGAUGCUGGGGAUAAAUCUUUUCUUCCAAGAAAAAGCAAGGGGAAGACUGAACCAAAAUUGUUCAACCAGCAGACCCCAGCUGGCAUCAGUCACGGAAGGGAGUUGAUUGACAAGCCAAAGAGCAAGAAAAGAACCAAGACAGACAAACCCAAAGCAUCCAACAGAGAGAAAGAAGAAAGGAUCCUUGGGCAAACCAAGGCAGUUAGAGGAAAGUCAAAGGAUUCAAAAGCUGAAAAGAAACAGGAGCUAAUUCUGAAAGAAAAGAAACCAGGACCCAAAAGGAAAAGGACACACAAAGAAAGGAAUAUGGAGAUGGCAGCAGAGCCGAGAGGGGCUGACUUCACUAACUCCCCGGAAGCCGGCAGCACCUCAGAUAGAGGUCUCCUCUGCUCACACUCAGCUUCUGAGGAGCCUUGGCUUGCUCUGGAAUACGAUGGUCUGGAGAGCCAGGUUGCUUUAGACGGAAGAUCAUCACCCACCCAGCCCACAGGUGUCACAGACCAGGUGGAAUCUGAAGAGAGAAGCCCUGAAGACCUUGGCAAGGCACUCCUGGCUAAGAGGCAGCAGGAGAAAGCAUCCCGGGACAGGCUGAGAACAGAGAGGGCAGAGAUGAGGCGACUGGCGGUGGAGAAGAAGAGAAUGGAGCAGGAGGAGCUGAACCGGCUCCAGCAAGAGCAACUGGAGAGAGCAGAGAAGAUGAAGGAGGAACUGGAGCUGGAGCAGCAGAGGCGUGUGGAGGAGAUCCGUCUGAGGAAACAAAGACUGGAGGAAGAACGGCAGCGGAAGGAGGAAGCAGAAAGCAAGCAGCGGCUUCAGCUGCACGCAGCCCAGGAAAGAGCUCGGCAGCAGCAAGACAAGCUCAGGAGGAAACUGCAAGAACUACAGAGAAAAAAGCAGCAAGAGGAAGCUGAGAGGGCUGCGGCAGAGAGGCAAAGGCAGGAGGAACUGGAAAUGCAGCUGGCAGAGGAAGAGAAACGCCUAAUGGAAAUGGCUGAAGAAGAACGACUAGUGUACCAGCAGCAGAAACAGAAAGCAAAAGAGACAGCUCGGCUAGAAGCUGAGGAGAGAAGGCAAAAGGAAGAGGAAGCAGCAAGGCUAGCUCUGGAGGAAGCCAUGAAGCUAGUCCAGGAGCAAACCAGGCAAAAAGCUGCUUUGGAGAAACACCUUCAUUUUCAUCAAGAACUCCUUAAAGAAGCCAGUGGUCUGCAGUGGACACAGAACAUUUCCAGACCAUGGGUUUACUCAUAUUUCCAGUUUCUACAAAUACCCAGGCCAUAAGGCUAGAAGAAAAAACCCAAAAGUAAGUCGAGAGGUGGUGACAGAAAACACUUCUAUAAUAACAUUCUACCCUAAGUCCAACUAGGGGCUCCAUUCUACCUGAUCCACCUCAACCCUAAAACUUUCUACACUCUGGAACCUCUAUUCCCAGAAUUCUAGCACACUCCACACUCUGACCAAUUAAACUCUUCACCUACUUCAAUCCUUUUAUGGACCACAUAAAUUGAGGUGCCUUGGUGCCUAAAACAGCCCACAAUUCUCUAAUUCCAGUUGAGACCCUAACACAGUCUUAAGAUACUCAAUGUAUUUCAGUCAAUGUGUU